Molecule: messenger RNA, 694 nt
Organism: Paramacrobiotus metropolitanus
Lineage: Eukaryota; Metazoa; Tardigrada; Eutardigrada; Parachela; Macrobiotidae
Exons: 2
Coding region: 59-517 (152 amino acids)
Source: RefSeq, a predicted model, not a curated record
UUCCCUUUCAUUCUAUUUGCUUUCUCCAUUCUCCGUAGUCCGAUACCAAAGCACAACCAUGAAGAUCUAUUUGGCACUUUUUGCUCUGUUCCUCUUCUUUUUAUACGAAGUUCCUAGUGCCUCCUCGGCCAAAUUAAACCCCCGCACCGCCAACCGUCACCCGCACCCAGCUCGCCCGGUCCGUCAAGCCAAGCCUGCCGCGGCGGACGAUGAGGACGCCGGUGAUGAUGAGGAGGAAGCGGACCAGCCGGCCGCUAAACCGGUGUCGUCCAAGUCAUCGGCCAAGGCCUCCGGAGCCUCGGUGAAAGUCAGUGGCAAGGCCAGCGCGUCGUCCAGCAGCAGCGAUGACGACGGUGCGUCCGGUUACGCAAAACCCACGAAACCAACUACCACCACGACCACCACCACCACGACGAAGAAACGACGCCCGGGCUACGAACUGGAGAACACCGGGGUCACCGAGGCUAUCUUCCGGCCUAAGGUGCCCAAGGGACGUACCGCCUUCGACCGGAAGUAAAGAAUGAAUGAAAUAUUGUGUUAUAACGUUCCUAAAUAACCGAACGGAAAAUUGUUGAUGAAUGUGUGUUAAAUUGUUAACGUUCCUAUACGACAGUUGUUACGUUGAUCUUGUUAACGGCCACUUGUCCGUUCAGCAGAAAAAGCGCUAUGUACCGAUCGUUAAGUGUUUAACGAA